Molecule: messenger RNA, 3699 nt
Organism: Jaculus jaculus (lesser Egyptian jerboa)
Lineage: Eukaryota; Metazoa; Chordata; Mammalia; Rodentia; Dipodidae
Product: zinc finger protein 445
Exons: 7
Coding region: 229-3354 (1041 amino acids)
Biological process (GO): negative regulation of transcription by RNA polymerase II
Molecular function (GO): DNA-binding transcription repressor activity, RNA polymerase II-specific; RNA polymerase II cis-regulatory region sequence-specific DNA binding
Source: RefSeq, a predicted model, not a curated record
AGGACCUCACUCUACUUCAGGCUCACUACAACUUCACUAUGUAGCCUCAGACUCAGAAUGAACUACCUAGCUUAGCCUCCUGAUUGCUGGGAGUAAAGUGACUUGCGGUGACCCAGCAAUGGUUUGCACACUGUGGUCUUGAGAAGAUGCUUGCAAGAACCCAGAAGUGACUCAGUGAAGGCAGUCAGCUUCUUUUGCAUUUGGUAGGGUGGACACUAAACAGGAGUGAUGCCUCCAGGCAGGUGGCAUACUGUCAGACCAGCUCAGGCCCAGGCUUCAAGGGAGCGAAGGCGUCUUCGCACUGUGAAGAAAGAAGAGGAGGAUGAUAGCUCUACUUCAUUGUGCACUGCUAGGCCACAGACACUCAACCGCCCUGGCCAAGAGCUGUUCCGCCAGCUCUUCAGACAGCUUCGCUACCAUGAGUCUUCUGGGCCCCUAGAAACUCUGAACCGCCUCCGGGAACUCUGCCGCUGGUGGAUGAGGCCUGAUGUUCUCUCCAAGGAGCAGAUCCUGGAGCUGCUGGUGCUGGAGCAGUUCCUGAGCAUCCUGCCCGGGGAACUGCGGACCUGGGUGCAGCUCCAUCACCCUGAGAGUGGUGAGGAGGCUGUGGCCCUGCUGGAGGAGCUACAGAGGGACCUUGAUGGGACACCACAGAAGGAUCCACGCCUUGCUCAGAGCCUAGAUGUGCAUUGGAUGGGGACAGGAGCCUUGCAGUCUGCACAGAUAUGGCCCUCUUCUUCACCUCUCAAGAGUGGCUCUGCUCUUGGGGACCACCUGGAACCUCCCCAUGCAGUAGGAGUGUAUGACUUCCUGGCUGGGCAAUCUGAUCCUUUUGCCGCCCAGAUGCCUUGCCCUUUGCAGAGAGAGGGGAGCACAGACAAGCAAGUUACCUCUGCCAGGUCCUUGACAGCCCAGCCCCAGGAAGCUUUGACUUUCAAGGACGUGGAGGUGACCUUCUCUCAAGAUGAGUGGGUCUUCUUGGACUCAGUUCAGCGCAACCUAUACCGGGAUGUGAUGCUGGAAAGUUAUGGGCACAUAGCUUCUCUGAUGGGACCAUCUUCCAAACCUGCUGUGAUCUCCUGGCUGGAAGCAAGGGAGCCAUGGGUCCAGACUGUCCAUGCAGUUCAGCCUAGCAGUGAUCUGUGGACUAUCCCUGCAGGAGGUGAGCCCCAGAUUUGGACAAGCAAGGUCAUCUUAGAACAAAACCCUUUGAAAUGUACAGAAACCUUCACUGUGCCACCUGUAUGUCCUGCAACAUGUGUUUAUGAGGGAACCAGGCUCAGAACAUCUUUUGGACCAAACAGUAGUCUACAGAAGCACUGUGGCAGCCCGAGAGAAGUGAGAGUUAAGAAAGAAGAGAUUGAUUUCAAUGACAUGACAGAAAAAGAACCUGAAGUGACAGGAAGAAGUAAUAUUGUUGAUCUAAAACAUGGUACGUAUGUGAGAGUUUCCAUGAAAAAGCAAUCCCUUAAACAUGGCUGUGGCAGACACUUCAGAAAAAGUUCACACCAUUAUGACCACAAGAAGUCUGGGAAAGGGCCCCCACACACAGUCGAAGGGCUUGGAAUACAUCAGAGAAUUCAUACCGGCUUGAGAGGGAGUGAAAAGGACACUUGUGGAAAGGGCUUCAUCCUCAAUUCGCAUCACCAACAGGAACAGAAUUUUCAUCCUGUGGGGAAGUACUGUUGUCGUGACUGUGGAAGGACCUUCAGUAAGAGUUCCCAUCUUGCCUAUCAUCAGAGGAUUCAUACUCAGGAGAGGCCAUUUAAAUGUAAGGUGUGUCAGAAAGCCUUCAAAUGGAACUCAAACUGUUUGCGACAUGAGAAAAUUCACACUGGAGUGAAACCUUAUAAAUGCAGUUUAUGUGAGAAAGCUUUUCAGCGUCUAUCAGCCUACCGCCUGCACCAGGAAACCCAUGCUGGACAGAAAAUUGAAUCAAAUCAGUAUGAAGAAUCUCUCACUCACAGCUCAGUGCUUGAUCAUCAUUUGGAGGAGCAGAACGAGCAGAAGCUCUUUGAUUGCAGCCAGUGUAGGAAAUCCUUCCACUGUAAAUCCUAUGUUCUUGAACAUCAAAGGAUCCACACACAGGAGAAACCUUAUAAAUGCACCAAGUGUAGGAAAACAUUUCGGUGGAAGUCAAACUUUAAUCGCCAUGUGAAGCUGCACAAGACGGGAGAGUUUCGUGAAGAAGACAGAUGUCCAGACAACUUCAGGAAAAAGAAGCGCAGUCAGCCCCAGGUUGUCUCUUCUGUACGGAAAACUCUUCAGUGUCAUCAGUGUGGGAAAACUUUUGCUUAUAAGAAAACCCUCAUUGAACACCAGAGAAUUCACACAGGCGAGAAACCGUACUGGUGUAGUGAGUGUGGGAAAAGAUUUACCUACAGGUCAGCCUUUAUUGUUCAUAAGAAGAAGCAUGCCAUUAAAAGAAAACCUGAGAAUGGCCCAUCUUUCAGUCAAGACACCGUGCUCCAAGUUCCUCAAAACAGUGACACUACAAAGGGUCCUCUCAUAUGCAGCCAGUGUGGCAAAGCCUUCCGUAACCACUCACUCCUUCUCAUGCAUCAAAGAGUUCACACUAGAGAAAAGCCCUUUAAGUGCUGGGAGUGUGGGAAAGUUUUUCGAUGGAGUUCUAAUCUCUACCGACACCAGCGGCUGCACUCUUGGCGCCAUCAUUGUAAGAAAUCUUUGCCACAGCAAUAUGGGUACCGUAAAAGUGAAGAGACUCCAAAUCCAGAGUCAAAAGUCCUCACUAAGGAUAAGCCCUUUCGGUGUGAAGAGUGCGGGAAAACCUUUACACGUAAACGAAGUCUAUUAGAUCACAAGGGAAUACACAGUGGUGAGAAGCGCUUUAAGUGCAAUGUGUGUGGAAAAUCUUUUGAUAGAAAUUAUCUUCUUGUUAGUCACCAGAGUGUACACACUGUAGAGCGACCUUUUAAAUGUCAGUUGUGUGGUGAAGAUUUUGAUGGGUUAUAUGGCCUUUCUGUUCAUCAGAGAAAACAUACCAAGAUACUGCAGUCAGAAUUCUGUCUUCCUGACUUAUCUUCCUCCCAGGAUUCAAUCAUGAAUGUUCAAGAAUUAAAACCAAGUGUAGAGAAUCCCCUUGAAGUCUAUGAGGAGCCUUCAGGCCAGCGUUCUGUGUUCACUGGACUCCAGAAUGUACGCUCUAAGAAAAAGUGCUACAGAUGUAGUCUUUGUGGGAAAAGUUUUGGGAAGCGUUCACAACUCAUUAGCCACAAUAGAUUUCACACAAGAGAGAAGCCUUUCAGUUGUAGAGUAUGUGGGAAGGACUUUAGGUGGGCUUCCAAUUUUGCUCGACAUAAGAAAAACCACAUUUGGGCUGGAGAGAUGGCUUAGUGAUUAAGGCACUUGCCUAUGAAGCCUAAGAUCCCAGGUCAAUUUUCCAGUACCCAUAUAAACCAUAUGUACAAGGUGGCCCAUGCAUCUGGAAUUCGUUUGCAGUAGCUGGAGGCCCUAAUGGGCCCAUUCUUUAUCUGCCUCUUUCUGCAUCUUGCAAAUAAAUAAAGUACUUAGGAAGAGAAAGAGAGAGAAACCACAUUUAACACAAGCAUGGCAGCCAGGCAUGUCUGAACACACUUUUUUUGGGGGGGGGUUUCAAGGUAGGGUCUCACUCUAAUGCAGGCUGACCUGGAAUUCACUGUGUAGUCUCAGGGUGGCCUCGAACUCUUGGCAAUCCUACUU